Oppiella nova is the source of this 730-nucleotide messenger RNA. The record is from the annotation of a GenBank genome assembly. NCBI's taxonomy places the organism in Eukaryota, Metazoa, Arthropoda, Arachnida, Sarcoptiformes, Oppiidae.
AUUAAUUAUGACUUAUAAUAACUUUUUCUUUGUAUUUAUUACUGUGUUAUUUACAUUAUUUCUUAUAAUUACUGCAAACGAUGAUGAGAUAAAGAGUCUUCCGGGUCUCUCAGAACCGAUUAAUUUUAAGCAAUAUUCCGGUUAUUUGGAUAUAACUGAAGGCAAACAUUACUUCUAUUGGUUCGUUGAAAGCCAAAAGGAUCCCGAGAACGCACCGGUAGUCCUAUGGCUGAAUGGAGGGCCCGGUUGUAGUUCACUGUUUGGAAACCUGGGAGAGAACGGACCCUUUCGAGUGAAUUCCGAUGGGAAGACCCUGGUGUUGAACCCUCACAGUUGGAAUACUGUGGCGAAUGUCAUAUAUCUUGAAUCUCCGGCCGGAACUGGAUUUAGUUAUAAAGACGACGGCGUCUAUAAUAAUACUGAUAAGUCUACGGCAGAGGACAACCAUUUAGUAUUAGAAGAAUUUUUCAAGAAAUAUCCCAAUUACAAGAAAAACCCAUUUUAUAUAACGGAUGAAAGUUAUGCCGGAGUUUAUAUCCCAAUGUUAGCCCAACAGAUAUUCAACACUAAAUCUGCGAUUAAACUAAAAGGUGUUGCCAUUGGAAAUGGAUUAUUAACUGGAACUGUAUUUGACCAGUCAAACUAUGACUUUGCUUUAGCCCAUGGAUUACUAACCACUGAUUCAUAUGAAAAAUUGAUUGAAAAUUGUUGUGAAUGUAAAACGGGUCGA